Molecule: messenger RNA, 6295 nt
Organism: Anopheles merus
Lineage: Eukaryota; Metazoa; Arthropoda; Insecta; Diptera; Culicidae
Product: repressed by EFG1 protein 1-like
Exons: 4
Coding region: 1700-2866 (388 amino acids)
Cellular component (GO): extracellular region
Source: RefSeq, a predicted model, not a curated record
AUCGCCACGGCCAGUCAGCCAUACAAAGCAUCGGGACGGUCCGCUCGGGCUAGGCUAGUUGUGCUCGGGAGUUCACCGUGGCAGGACGGAUCACACGGAGCCAUGCAGCCAUACACAGCAGACAGGCAGGCACACACACGUCCAUAGGAAGCUACACCAGCAGAGAUUUGGAAGGUGCCAGGUGUGCGUUUGCAAAAAACCUUCCCGGGUGAGAUAACAGAUUCUUCCCAAAAGAAACAAAACAAAAAAUCUAGCCCCUCAAAACGGCACAAGCCUGGCAGCGUUUUUUCCCCCUUUGCUGGCACGUGCUGUUUGGCUCGGGUGCGAAAGUUUCGGCACUUGAUUUGGCAACAAAUCGAUCGAGCGUGGGCCUCGAAACUGUGGCACACAGAAAAAACACGCUUAAAUCCUUAAUCGAUAAGGUGAAAAUGUGAAAACUCAAGGAUCUAGGAGUGGAACGGCGUUGAACAGUGUUGCCGAAAGGAAGGAACGGCCUGUCCGGUGCGCGUGAAGAGAUGUACUUCAUCUCAGUGAGCGCGUUGCCAGCGCGUUGCUGUAAUGGGCGAUGGGACAUCCAAGCAGCCAAACGCCCGGUCGGGUUGACGCCGACCACCAGUGCGGUGUUUAGUGUUGUUUGCGCGACGGUCGGUAGCGGUGCCGCAGUGCUCUUGUGAGAACGUGUACACAGUGUCUGUCUUUGACUCUUUAAAGCAGCGGCUUCGACCGUGCCACAAUAAAUCGAGCAUCGAGGAUUAGGGCGACUGACUGGUCGCUGACUUUAUGGGCCACUUGUUCGAAUCGCGUCCGAUUCAAUAUUGCCGCAGUCGCUAUCGCAAAUUGCUCUUGCAUUGGCUGCCGCCCCUAUGUGUUGCGCCAAAGGAAGACGGGGGGAAUUUUAGAUAAAACCCAUCCAAACGACCAGUUGGACGCAGUUGGACAGAACUAGUGCUUUCGUGGUGUGUGUGAUAGUAAAGUUUUGGAUCUUGCUUGUCUCAGCAAGAAUCCCAAUCCCUCCUCGUGGGUGGUUUUUGGUUGGGUGGUACAAGUGUUGUUGGGAAAAUCGAAGAAAACAAACCCCCCUUCGAAGACAUCAAGGACCGGCAAACAGGGGACAAAAAUAAAUAAAAGGCUAGCAAGCAGUGGAUCGUGUGCGCUGUGCGUCACAUGCGUAACACGCGAAGCAAAAACAAAGCAAUUCAAAAUCGAAUCAAUGUGUACGAGCGCUGUCUUGACACACCAACACAGCACUGAAGACACGUAAAGGGAGACAAAAAAGGGGAGGAAAAUGUUAAAUUACCCCAUCUUUAACGAUUGAAAUCGUUUGCAGUGAAGCGAAGCGCUGUCGACUGUUCGCUGCUCAUUACAAGUGUAAGGAGUGGGUGCGGACAAAUAACGCAAACGGCACAAAGUGAAGCAAAGUGAGUGAGAUAAAAAUAAAUCCAACCGUUUUCCACCACACCGGGUAUACCAGUGCAAGAUCACUUUUAUGACACAUCUCGUGCAAUCGCGUGUCGAGCAGAACAAAACGCAAACUCGAGGGUCGUGAUUUCGUGUGUCGUCGUCGUCGUAGCCAGCAAGCCGCAAGUGAUAUUUGAAAUAAAUUCGGUGUCACAUUUUAUUACCCAACCGGUGUGUUAAACUCCAACACUUGAUCGCCGAGUGCAAGCCAAAAGCAAUCAAAAUUGCACGCAAACUCAUCAUGGCCUUACAGAAGAAGUUUUCCAGCAACGAUAUGGAGCUGAUAUCGAUCAACAAAGUUAAUAAUAAUGGCGGUGGUGGCGGUGGAGCUGGUGGCAACGGGCCCCCGAGUGCCACCGAUCCGAACGGCAAUGGGCUGUCGAGCAUUAUGAGCGUCGGCGGGAUCGGAGGGGGCAGCGGCAGCAACAACAACAGUGUGAAAAUGCCAUCGAAAAAGAUCCAGUUCAGCAAUCCCGAGUUUAGCAUUACGCCGAUCGAAACACUGCCGGGCAGCACGGUACGGCCAGCGCCGAGUCGGCGAAGGGAGGAAGCGAUCGUGAUGGCCAACCUUCGGAAGCGUGUCGCGGCCUGUGAUUUGAACAAAAACGUACGCAAACCGGGCGGCCCUGGUGGUGCUGCUACAGCGGGGACUUCAGGUGUAAAUGUCGAUGACAUCAGCAUCAAUGACACAGGGCAAACGCAGGACGCGCUCGACAAUCGUCCCCUGCUGCCGAAAUCAACACCGACCGAACAGCGCAAGGACCGAUCGGGCGGCAAGCAGAACGGGGCGGACGCUACCGGUGCGUCGACCAGUGGUGGUGGUGGUGAAGACUCGCCCAAGGUAAAGAUCGUGAUGGACAAGGAGUUCAUCUUCGAGUGUCUGUGCUGGCACAACGAGUACCGGAUGCGGCACGGGGCGCCCGCGCUGAGCGUUUCGUCCGAGCUGUGCGAGUACGCGAAACAGUGGGCCAACCAUCUGGCGAGCACGAACGAGCUGUACUACCAGAGCGGCACCAACUAUGGGCAGAACAUCUUCUGCUGCCCUGCCAACAGUCUGCUGACGGACCUUUCUGGUCAGGAGGUGGCCACGUACUGGUACAGCACCAGCCGACGGUACGACUACUUCAAGGAGCCCCAUCUGCUGCACACCAACGUCAACACCGGCCACUUCUCGCAGAUGGUGUGGCGGGCCAGCCGGUACUUCGGCGUCAGCAAGUCCAUCUCCAAAACGGGCAAGCUGUUCGUGGUCGCGUACUACUACCCGGCCGGCAACGUCAUGGGUGAGUUCCGACCGAACGUGCUGCCCCCGAUCGUGACCAACGAUCAGGAGGGCGGUCAGCAGCCGGCCCACACCCUGUCCCGGCCACCGUCCGCCAAGGAUCUGGAGAAUCUGAGCGCUUCCCACUGAGUAAAUAAGAAACGGUGUUCCAUAAUGUAACAGAUAACGCACUUCCUGAGCAAAGCGCUAGCCGAGUGGAUGAAGUCGGUCACGGUGUGGCGGGGCGGUGGUGCCGGGGGAUAAUGCUUCCCCGGACGCCACCGAGAUGCCCCUUGCCCGCGCCGGCUAGAACACGAUGCUAAUGAGGCUCUUCGUCUGCAGCAGUUGUCGCGCACCUCUUCGAACGCAAAUCCUUCCGAAAGGCUUCGCUCCAUGCACCUCAACCAUUCGCAGGGGAAGGUGUUUGGUGAUUGUUGACGCUAAUGAUUGGAUCACUGUGAACGCCCCGAGAGGAUCUUGAUCCUGCUCGGAAGGGAGUCUUCCAUACUCGAGUCAUGCUUACGCUUCUGACAAACUUCGAACUAGAACGUUCCAACACGUUAAAGAACUAUCUUCCAACAAGACGUCUUCUGAGUUCCAGCGCACUGAAAACCAAUAAUAUUAGUGAUAAAAAGGUUUAGAGCUCUUGUUUUCAGAGCUGAACAAAUUAUCAUACUUUUUUGUAGAAUUUGUUGUUGACUUGCUGCAAAAUAAGAUUUCCGCCUAAAAGUAGGCAAUUGGCGUUGCAAGAACAUGCUUUCAAGAGACAGAUAAAACGGUGUGGCUCACACUUUCUACCACACAAGUUUUGUAAGUUGGAACACAAUUGAAGCAGUUUGAACAUUGAAAACCCCAUCACAAACGAAUGCUAACGCUUGAAGCGACAAACGAUCGUUAAAGCUUUUCAGAAAGAUAGAACAGUUACGUAUAGUACUACUUCCGCUAGUUGAAAUGUUGCUUCCAGGUACGGUGCUUCCAAAGCCAGUAUAGCUGCCGUAACAGGCAAGGCCCGCUGUCCAAAGCAAAUCAAUGUCUAGCUUACGCAAAACUAACAACAACUAAACCUUAGCCUAUCUGGAUCUGGACACACCAAACCAACACUGGUUGGUUGGUUUGUUGAUACCUCCAAGGAAAAUAGUUCACUCCGCUUCCGACAGCUUUUUAACUGAGCUUUUUUUUAAACGAAACUCUGUGUGCAUUAAACAUUACGAGAAAGCAAUUGGACACCGUUUUGAAAUCGAAUCAACAACCGUAACAGAAUAUUCUCCUUCCUCUCCCCCCAACCAGUUUCUACUAUAGAGUGUAAGGGAAAGCCGGCCGGCAGCUUAUGUGAAGAACGAACCAGAGUGACGUGAAUAUGAUGCUUGUUGUGUGCGUGUGUGUGUGUGUGUUUGAGUGAUUGUUGAUACAUUUUUGUGUGCGCGUGCAAGAGAAGGCGUGAAUGGUAGAGUUUAAGGUGUAUAGAAUUAAUUAACAAAAGAGAAGAAAAAACAUUGCAAAAACAUGACUCCACAAACGAGCGAUAACGAAGGAGCUAUUUAUAGGGAACCGUUUGUUUGCCAAAGAAAAGCAAACAACUGUGUGAGUAAGAGGUGUCGAAGAAAACACAAACGAACGAAAAUUAUGAUCAUAAUGCUAGGAUUUAUUACCAAACCCCGAGAAGUGAUCGUUCGCAUCGUGAUAAGAGAGCAGCUUCGUCUAAUUAUGGCUCCAAGAUGGGCCCAAAGCGACCCCCUUUUUCCACACCCGUUCGCGAACGUCAGUGGUUCAGGUUGCCGAAAAAUGGGAACUCUCUCGUACCGCUCGGUUUGUUUUCUCGUGCGCAAUCCUGCCCACGUCAUCGGCCGCAGUAACUGUCGAGCAGAGUUUUACGAGCAUCAAUUUUUCGAAUCAAGCUUCUUUUGCUCUAUUUUUUGUUUAAUUAAAUUUCUCUUCCACCCAGGUAGGACAAAAAUCGUCGCCCAUCGUCGUCUGUGAGGGUGGUGCGAUUUGUGCUCGAACACACAAGGUGCCAUUAAUUAUUCUUAUAAUUAACAUAAAUUCAUUAAACAAAUCAAAAGACGUGGGAGCAAUGAGAAGACGGUGAAGGUGAAAAACAGCAGUACCCAGUCACAGGGUGAUACGCAUUUCCAGCAUUAAACAUCUGGGCGCCGUUGGGCUGCGGGUCAAUGGCAUGCACGGAGCGUAGGACCCUUUUUCCUUGGGACCGGCUGUCAACCGUGAAGCGCGAAAACAAAACAAUUCGGAAUAUUUCUCCUCCCGCUCCCAGAAACCCAAGGUAAUUAAUGUCCUCUUGUACCCUUUCCACACCGUAGCGAAGAAUUCGCAGUUUUCACCUUGCUUUCUGCGUGGAAGGAGCGUUGAAAGCAGUGACUGAGAAAGGUUGGAAGCAUUCGUACACAUGCCGACUGUGUCAUGCCGUCUGGUGUGUGACAAUUUUUGACUGCAGUCUUUUUGGCCUUUCCUUUCUGGUAUUCCACAGCUGGUGGAAAGUAAAACGCGACCACUAAAACAACCGCAACAACAUGACUUGAUAAUUCGUUGUUUUUCCUGCCGGCCUGUUCGAGCAAGACGUUAGACGCUUGAUACAGCUGUGCUGUGCUGAAAAGACGUUGCAUUUUAUCUACCCUUGUCGACACAUUUUGUGAUUGAUAAAUUGAAAGGAAACACUCACGCGGACACAAUCGACAGAGUCGCAAAGUUUUGAGUGGAGACAUUAUUUGCCUUUUUCUCUUCAUAUUGCCACUGUGAGUUUCUGUCGCACGGGCUGCGAUGGAAGGACGUAGCUGUUGCGAGUUUCACUCAUAAUUAACUCGUGGUUUUGCAGCAUAAGGAGACGGCAAGAUGUGUAGUUCGUGCAGUACGCGGUUGUUCGUGGUGAUUGAUGACGUUUGAAUACGCUGUGAAAGGCUGAGCUUUUGUAAUUAUUCAGGAAUAAAUUAGAGUUAAUGCGAAUUGCACGCCAUGUCGAGAUGACAUGCAGGCGCGGUGAGUUAGUGAGAAGAUGGAUUUGUUGCUGUUUUAGUCAGCAUUCUUGAUUAGUAAAGCUUGUGGUUGCCCGAACAGAGUGAAAUAUUUUCAAUGAUUUAAAAGAACUUUUCAAUGCAAGGUAUCAAAUUGUGUAUAAAAAAGAAUUGUGUGUACUUAACAUUCAUCCGGAAGGCGUUCUGAUUCUAUUUUCUUUUACCCAAAGCAACACUCGAAGGCACUUGACAAGUCACUCGACAACAUUUCAUAAAGAUGUUAAAAGCUUGAAAACAGAUUAUUAAAUUGUUGUUAGGUUGUUGUUGAAUUGUUGAAUGAUAAUUUAAUUAUGCCAAUCUGUUUACAGGCUGUGAAAGAGUAAAAAACUGCUUAAAGUUUUUAUUUUGCAUAUCUUCAGGCGCUUGGUAACAUCCCGCAGAGGAGAAUAUAGCAUUAUAGCGUAGUGUGAUGUAUAGUAAUAUGAAACAACAAUUUAAUACUUGAUCAAACUCUGAAUGAACUAAAACUGAGACUUAAAAUAGGACUGAAAAGCAACUAAUAAUGGUUGGCUUAAUUUUUCGAGGAAAUAAAUGCGCCUAAAGCUAUGCAAUUCUA